CAGAUAGAACUGCAGAUUGAGACAGCCCUCUCUGUGUGAGCUGGUUCUUCUGAAGCCCGUCUAUCUGCAGAGUCGGUCCCGAUAACAGGAGGCUUUGCGGGGGGGUCACUUUCCGUGCGCAUCUAACGCGCCAUAUCUCCAAGCGGCGUUCACACUGACAUACACCGACAUGUUUCAGGAGAUCCCGAUUUGAUUCGGUCUAGUCUGCCUGAGAGUUACCGUGAAGUCGGCUGGAAAUGAACUCUGAAGGUACAUGUCGGUCUCAGAGCAUUCAUGAUAAGAGUCGGCGCUUCUCCUCCUCUCCCAUCCACAUGAGAAGUUUGACCGGAGCUGGCUGAAGGGAGGCUACCUGCGUUUCCGACCGGCUGUUCAGUCUUCGGAGCUCAAGCAACCGGCUGACUGUUUGACAGGACAGUAAGGGUUGCAUGCAUCAGUGCCAAGAAAUUGCAUUACGUGGGAGACUUCUGCUUAGGAGACACAGAGACAUUUCUGGAGGAUGGAGGAACGAGCUGAGCAAGGACGCACGCAGGAGAAUGGACGCAGUGACGGCAUGGCCAGAGAGCCACGCUCCUCUCCAUGCACCAGCCUGAAGAUGUUUCUGGUGGCUCUGUCCUUUGCCUAUUUUGCAAAGGCUCUGUCGGGGAGCUACAUGAAGAGCACAAUAACACAGCUGGAGAGGCGCUUUGACAUCCCCAGUUACCUAAUAGGUGUCAUUGACGGGAGCUUCGAGAUAGGUAACCUGUUGGUGAUAGCCUUCGUAAGUUACUUUGGGGCCAAGCUCCAUCGGCCAAAGAUCAUCGCAGUGGGUUGUGUACUGAUGUCCAUUGGCACCUUCAUCAUUGCCUUGCCUCACUUCAUCAUUGGACGCUAUGAAUUUGAAACAUCAGUGCGGUGGGUAGUGAACUCAACACUUAACCCCUCUCCAUGUCCAGUGGGCUCACCAGCUGACCUGACCCAAGACGGUAAACUGCCUGAAGUGCCAGCCACAGGUUGUGAAGGCGACUCUAACCUGUCGAUGUGGAUCUAUGUGCUCCUGGGAAAUGUCCUGCGGGGGAUUGGAGAGACGCCAGUUCAGCCUCUUGGGAUCUCUUACAUAGAUGAUUUUGCUACUGAGGAGAACGCUGCCCUAUAUGUGGGCUGUGUGCAGACCAUUUCGGUGGUUGGCCCUGUGUUUGGCUACCUAUUAGGCUCCCUUUGCGCCAAAAUCUAUGUGGACAUUGGAUUUGUAAAAAUGGAAACCAUCACCAUCACCCCAGCAGAUGCCCGCUGGGUGGGGGCCUGGUGGCUGGGCUACCUCAUAGCCGGGGUCAUCACCUUGCUCUCUGCCAUUCCUUUCUGGUUUCUGCCCCGCUCUCUGCCCAUAUCUGGACCCCGGGGCCCAGAGAAGUGCACGCCAGAGCAGACGAGUUUCAUUAAAGACUCUCCCCUUCUGAAUCACAAGUAUCCAGCAGACAAACAUACUAGUUUUACAGAGAUGGCCAAAGAUUUCAUUCCAACCCUGCGGAUUCUGCUGGGACACCAGGUUUACUUGAUCUACCUGUGCGUGACAAUCAUCCAGCUGAACUCUCUCAUCGGCAUGGUCACCUACAAGCCCAAGUACAUCGAGCAGCACUUCAGGCAGUCUGCCUCAAAGGCCAACUUUCUGAUGGGUGUGAUCAAUAUCCCCGCUGUGGCACUGGGGAUGUUUUCUGGAGGUCUACUGAUGAAGAGGCUGAAGCUGAACAUUAUGGGAGCGGCCAGGUUUGCCUUUGGCACGUCUCUGAUUGGUUACAUUCUAUCAUUGUUCUUCUUCGCAAUGAGCUGCGAGAAUGCCAAGGUAGCCGGGGUGACGCUUUCGUACGACAGCAUGGAUAUGAUAUCUUAUGAUAAACAUCCAGUGUUCACAACCUGCAACUCAGACUGUUUUUGUUCAGCGAGUGAGUGGGACCCAGUCUGUGGGGAGAAUGGCAUCACCUAUGUAUCUCCCUGUCUUGCUGGCUGCACCAGCUCUGCUGGCUCAGGGAAAAACACAGUCUUCUCUAACUGUAGCUGUGUCGGUGUGGCUGGUAACUUUACGGCCAGUACAGGUCAGUGCCCUCACAAGGACGACUGUGACAGGAUGUUCCCGUACUUCCUGGCUCUCUCUGUCAUCACUUCCUUUAUCAUCUCCCUCGGGGGGACACCAGGCUACAUGCUUCUUAUCAGGUGCAUAAAACCACAGUUGAAAUCUCUGGCCUUGGGUUUCCAUGCUCUGGCAACACGUACCCUCGCAGGGAUCCCAGCACCCAUUUACUUUGGAGCAAUCAUUGACACCACAUGUCUAAAAUGGGGUCAGAAGAGGUGUGGAGGCAUAGGAGCCUGUCGAAUCUAUAACACCACUGCAUACAGGAUCGCAUACCUGGGCCUGACUCUGAGCCUGCGGACUAUUUCCUUCGUUAUUUGCAUCCCGGGCUUCAUUCUGCUCAGUCGACAGCUGAAGAAGGAGGAAAGAAAUGCCAUUCAUGGAGCUCUGGCCAACGGCGGAACAGAGCUGGAGGCACUCAGGAAGGAAGAGUUUGUGAUUUCUAAUUGUGACCAACUACAACAAACAUCAGAUAACAGCACAGACCGGGAGACACGGCUGUGACAGAUCCAAAAGAAGUGACCCCGUUUGCCCCGCGCGCGCUCUCUCUCACACUCACACACACACACACACACACACACACACACACACACACACACACACACACACACACACACACACACACACACACACACACACACACACACACACACACACACACACACACACAAUAUGUACAGAGUGAUACUGUACACAAUGCGCACACACUCACAUGAUUUGCAGGGAAUCGCACGUUGUAUCCGAUUAUCUCAUAUGAAGCAUAAAUUCUAUAUUUGUACUACUGGACCUGUGAGGGCUUUGUGAAUUUGACAGAAAUUUGAUAUAACUGAAAUAUUUCUUGAAUGUACAUGCUGUUAUUUUUUCCUUAUAAAGAAAAGAAUAUUUUUCUUUUUUAAUGGUGGCACAAGAGAUUAGAUGGGAAAUGUGACUUGUACAGACUACUGCAAAAAACAGUCAUUCUGAACACCAGCACUUAUAAAGCUGCCUCUUUGGAGUUUUCUUUCAAAUGAAGUUUUCUUCCUAAUCACCAGUGUUACUGAACAGAAGAAAAGUGGCCUUAUAAAAACCAGAGGCAUGACACUAAAUAUAAAGAAUAUAAAUAUAAUAGAAUAUAAAUAUGAGGAAAAUUAGACCUUCAAAGAGAUGGAAAAGAUGAGCAGGUUGUUGUAGAAAUGUGUUUGAACAUGUUUCAGUAACUUUUAGACGGCUUUGUUGGAGUCGUUUUGACGUCUGUGCCUCAUUCACUCAAUGGUUACCUCUAAAUCAUCUGUCUUGCUGAUUGUAGAGAGCAAUUUUCAGUCACACAUUCAACAGACAUCUGAAUACCAUUUCCUUUUACAUUUCAGACUGAAUGACUUUACAGUUGUUUGGGAAAAAAAGUUUCAUUUCUGACUGACUCUAAGGCCAAAGUUAGGUCUGUUGCAGUUUGUGUUGUGCGCUUUUCUGGAUGUGAACUUGUUCUUUUGUUUUUCGUAUUCCCUAAAAAAUGGAAAUUGAAUUUUAGUGAGAUCUGCUUACCUGUUUGUGUAAUGGAAUCUGCCUUGAUUUCAAUAUCGUUGACGGCCACAAGGAGGCAGUACCAUCAUCUUAAUAUGGUACUACUGAGGAAAGAAGUUUUACUAAGAAUACAGUCAAAUAAACUUGUUAACACUGAUAAUUAGGAUUAGACCGAAUUUGCUCAGAGUAAUCUCAAAGAGCCUCAUAAGGCUCUAUUAUUAAAUAACCAUUGUUGACUGAAACAGAUGGCUGAGGUGAAAGCUUGCCCUUGUGUCUGGUGGUUGCCAUGUGUUGUGCCUUUUGAAGAGGCAGAAUUUGAGAAACACUGAGAAACGAUAAUAAUGUAUGCUGUCCCAGUCUUUAGGCAAACGACUCCACUGUGUGUCAAGUGUUACCACAAAAAGUGUGCAUUUGUGUCGCUGAUGUGUAAAAGCUCUGCUUCUGCGUCUUCAGCCGUCGCUAUACUAAAUGUUUCACUGGUCAGUCUGUUUUUACAUCAUUAGUUUUUCUGUGUAUUUUUGUUCAUGCAUGAACUGCUGUGCCAAAACCCACAAACAAAAACAUCAUGGUCUAUUCUCAGGUUUUUCCUAUCAAUUUUAUUCUUAAAACAGCUUCGAUCCAAAAUCACAACCCAUUUCCAUGAAAUCUGACAGAAUGAUUUCUCAAAAUGAAAUCAGUCCACUAGCUGCUGUAUCUCAAGACAACUGUUUAGAAAUAAUACUUUUGUCUUUGUAAAUGUAUAUUAUCAUUUUGUAAGAUUUUAUGUCCAAAAUGGAUAUGUACCAUUCUUUUUUUUUUUUGCCAACGUACAAUAUGUGCUGACCGUAUUGUCUUUUGAAUUCAGGUUCAGUUUCAGGCACAGGUGGCCACAAGUACAGAUUCAGAGGAGCAACGAGAGGUAUAGAGGAAGGAAGUCAUUAUCUCAAUAAUGUAAGGCAUUUACUUGCAUUAAAUCAGAAUGUAAAUAAUUUUCUUGGAUUAUUUUUGUAAAAUUUCAAAGAAUAUCGUAAAUGUAAUACUAAAAUAAAACUUUUAAUAUCCAAUCAAA
Messenger RNA from Seriola aureovittata, 4646 nucleotides. RefSeq names its product solute carrier organic anion transporter family member 1C1-like. The transcript has 15 exons. The record is from RefSeq and is a predicted model, not a curated record. Gene Ontology annotation, biological process: sodium-independent organic anion transport; transmembrane transport. Gene Ontology annotation, molecular function: protein binding. Gene Ontology annotation, cellular component: membrane. NCBI's taxonomy places the organism in Eukaryota, Metazoa, Chordata, Actinopteri, Carangiformes, Carangidae. Bases 497 to 2605 code for a protein of 702 amino acids.